This is a messenger RNA of Lepus europaeus (European hare), 4343 nucleotides long. It is a transcript of the gene FHIP2A, whose product is annotated as FHF complex subunit HOOK interacting protein 2A. The transcript has 17 exons. Bases 127 to 2418 code for a protein of 763 amino acids. The record is from RefSeq and is a predicted model, not a curated record. Lineage: Eukaryota; Metazoa; Chordata; Mammalia; Lagomorpha; Leporidae.
CGUCCUUCCCGCCCCGCACCGGCCUUCACUCUGGAGCGGCCCCGGCAGCCGCAGCAGGGGCGGCGGCGGCGGAUCGAGGAGCUCUCCAGGUCGUCCCGGGAGAGGCUGCUGCAGUCCCGGGACAGGAUGUUCUCCAAGUUCACCUCCAUCCUGCAGCACGCCGUGGAGGCGCUUGCACCUUCUCUUCCUCUGCAAGAAGAUUUUGUUUAUCACUGGAAGGCAAUCACCCAUUACUACAUAGAGACUUCAGAUGAUAAGGCCCCUGUGACUGAUACAAACAUUCCAUCCCAUCUGGAACAGAUGUUAGAUAUCCUGGUCCAAGAAGAAAAUGAACGGGAGUCUGGAGAGACAGGGCCGUGUAUGGAAUAUUUGCUCCAUCACAAGAUCUUGGAAACUUUGUAUACCCUAGGGAAAGCUGAUUGUCCUCCAGGAAUGAAGCAGCAGGUGUUGGUGUUCUACACGAAACUUCUGGGACGAAUCCGGCAGCCACUGCUUCCACACAUUAAUGUGCACAGGCCCGUGCAGAAAUUAAUUCGACUGUGUGGUGAAGUCCUUGCAACCCCAACAGAAAAUGAAGAGAUUCAGUUUCUCUGUAUUGUGUGUGCAAAGCUCAAACAGGAUCCCUACUUGGUUAAUUUUUUCCUAGAGAACAAGUUGAAAACAUUGGCUUCCAAAGGAGCAGCAAGUGUAAUUUCAGAAGACCCGUUAAAAGGUCAGGACUCCUUGUCCACAGACACGGGCCAGGCCCCUCAGCCAGAGGACCUGUCAGGUGCUGCUGGCGUGGAGCGGGCGGAGUCGGAAGAGGAGCCGCAGGCAGAUGCCCUGUCCAGCAGCCUGGACCACCUCAACGUCGUGUCGCUUCCAGAGGCCUCGGUUGUUCGUCCCAACCAGGACUACAAUUUAGUGAAUUCUCUGUUAAAUCUCACUCGAAGUCCCGACGGCCGCAUUGCAGUGAAAGCGUGUGAGGGCUUGAUGCUGUUAGUGAGUCUGCCGGAGCCUGCGGCCGCAAAGUGCCUUACACAGAGCACGUGCCUGUGCGAGCUCCUCACGGACAGGCUGGCCUCCCUGUACAAGGCCCUACCUCAGUCGGUGGAUCCCUUAGAUAUCGAAACAGUGGAAGCCAUUAACUGGGGCUUGGACUCGUACAGUCAUAAAGAAGAUGCUUCAGCUUUUCCAGGAAAACGAGCCUUAAUUUCAUUUCUUUCCUGGUUUGAUUAUUGCGAUCAACUCAUUAAGGAAGCACAAAAGACUGCUGCUGUUGCUCUUGCCAAAGCUGUUCACGAGCGGUUUUUCAUUGGUGUCAUGGAACCUCAGCUGAUGCAGACCUCUGAGAUGGGCAUUCUGACGUCAACCGCGCUGCUCCACCGCAUUGUUCGGCAAGUAACCUCUGACGUUUUGCUUCAAGAAAUGGUGUUUUUUAUCCUUGGAGAGCAGAGGGAACCCGAGACUCUGGCCGAAAUUGGCAGACACCCGUUGAGACAUAGGCUAAUUGAGCACUGUGAUCACAUAUCUGACGAGAUAAGCAUAAUGACAUUAAGAAUGUUUGAACAUCUUUUGCAAAAACCCAAUGAGCACAUUCUUUACAACCUGGUCCUAAGAAAUCUUGAAGAAAGGAAUUACACAGAAUAUAAGCCUUUGUGCCCAGAAGAUAAAGAUGUGGUGGAGAAUGGAUUGAUAGCAGGAGCAGUAGAUCUGGAAGAAGAUCCGUUAUUCACUGACAUCUCACCGGAUAACACUUUAUCAAACCAAGAGUGGCUUAGUUCUUCACCGCCUGCUACUCCAGACCACCCCAAGAAUGAUGGGAAAACGGAAGUCCAUAAAAUUGUCAAUAGUUUUCUCUGUCUGGUACCAGAUGAAGCAAAGUCCUCCUACCACGUUGAAGGUACCGGAUACGAUACCUACCUCCGAGAUGCUCACAGGCAGUUCCGGGACUACUGCGCUAUCUGCUUAAGAUGGGAGUGGCCCGGGUCUCCGAAAGCUUUGGAAAAGUGCAAUUUGGAAGCAACUUUCUUUGAAGGACAUUUUUUGAAAGUGUUAUUUGACAGAAUGGGAAGAAUUCUUGAUCAGCCCUAUGACGUAAAUUUACAAGUGACCUCGGUGUUGUCCAGACUUUCUCUCUUCCCUCAUCCACAUACACACGAGUACCUUCUGGAUCCGUACGUCAACCUUGCUUCUGGCUGUCGGUCGCUCUUCUCCGUGAUCGUCAGGGUUGUUGGGGAGCUUAUGGUGCGAAUUCAGCGCAUUCAAGACUUCACUCCCAAGCUUCUGUUAGUCAGAAGGCGGUUACUUGGUUUGGAACCUGAAGGCCCUGUUGUUGACCACAUCACCUUGCUGGAGGGUGUAAUUGUGUUGGAGGAGUUCUGCAAGGAACUGGCGGCCAUCGCGUUUGUGAAAUACCACGCUUCCUCCACGCCGUAAAUCAGGAGGGCAAAGGGACUGUUGUGUCGGUUUCAUCAGAAGGACUCAGUUCCAUCCAGCAAGAGGAUGAAAAGCCUUUUAAAAUGAAAUAUUGCCGUAAACUGGACAGAACCAUUAAGAACCUAUUGAGUGGGCACUCGGUAAAAUGUUAUCUUGUGUUUUUUUCAUUGGCUUUAUCCUAAUGGUUCUUCAUAUGAAAUUGCACGCUGAACCCAGCCUACAAUCAAAGGAACUUCAGGAAAUAAGCAUUUCUAAAGACUGUGUGAAAAGCUGCAAAAUUUCUGAUGUCAUAAUUUUGAUGAUAUUUCUGUUAUUUUAAUAUCCUUUUAGGUAGCAAGGCAUUUUGACAUUCUCUGGGACUCAGAUGCUUAUAUUCUUUUGAUUAAAAAGUAGCAAAAGAAUCACUAAUUUUAUAACUUUUUAAAAUUAGAAUUCUUAUCAAACAAAAUAUGAAAAAACUGUAAAUGAGAAAAAAUACAAUUCAGGAAACAUCAAAUGAGUUGAAUCUAGGUGAUAAGAAAGUGUAGCAUACCAUUAACUUCCUCAGUUUUUCUAAGAAUAACAAUUUAAUAUGAUAUAGAAAUUCUUGAUUAAUAUAUAUUUUUAAAGAAAUGUUCUUUUACUCCUUUGUGCACACAGCUAUGUUAGUGGCUGAUUUUCACGUGAGGGUCCCAGUUUAUUUAAAUUGUAUCAUUUUUGCAACAACAUUGAAUUUAUGCUCAUCAUUGGUAGUGUUGGCUAAAAUAGUAUUUUUUUUUUUAGGUAAUUGACAUGACAUGUGCUGGGUUGAGAACCUUUGUUUUCUCUCCCUCUCUGAAACUCGCUUCAUAAAAUUGCUUUAGAACUCAUGUUCUUACUGAAGCCCUUGGUAGUAUCGAGGUAGGGAACUGGCUGAUCACUCUUAGGAAGCAAUCAGAAUGCCAAUGGCCUUCUAAUGUUUACAUUUUCCCCAUUUUGUUCAGUCUUUUGUUUUAAAUGAUUCUAAAGAGGUAGAAGAAAAGAGUCUUUUAAAUGUCCUGUUUACAUGUGAGAGAAUCUAGGAGUUGGGUGUGGAUGCCCGAGGUGUGUGUGUAGGAGCCCCUAGUUGAGCGAGCUGCGCUGUGCACAGUGUGCUUGGAUGUGAUUUACAGAAUGGCGGCUGCUUGUCCUCUUUCUGUUAUUCCUUGAAGUGAUGCCUGUCACUCAAAUAUCGCUUUUGAACUAUUGGGGUUUUUUGUUUGUUUGUUUUAGUUCAGUGUUAAGCAGCAGCACUUUCCACUCACUGAUAUUUGAGGGAGCCGACUUCAAAGCAAAUGUUUCAGCUUAAAAGGAUCUGUUGCUACCCCUUAAAAAGCUGUUUACGUAGCACACCUGCCUAUGUACAAGUACAUCGUGUGGUGUGUCCACGGGCACGUUUUACACACGUUUGCUCGUGUUACUGUGUUUGUUGUUCUGAUUCAUAUUUAGUUUUUGCUAUUUAUUGAGAACAGAUUAUCAAAAGAUUAUGAAUAGUCUCAGCUGUAGAAUGCGCACCACUCUUGAGACACAAGGCUGCAUUUCUAAGUUCUGAUCUUCGUUAGCUCAAUCUAAGAAAUUUAUUAAGUAAAGCAAUGAAAAAACAGAAGUGGGAGAUAGUUACUUCACGCGUGAUUUUCUUUAAAUGAUUUUGAAGGAUGGGAAAGCAUUUUUCAGUUCGCCGUGCUCAUCAUCAGUUCCUGCAAAGAACUCUGCAGCAUCUCCAUUUUUUGCUGAAGUUUACAGUCUACUUUGACAUGGGUGUAUUUAAAGGAAGGCAUUAAGAGAUAUUAGACAUUUCUUACUGUUUCCAUAGUGCUCAGUAGAUGUGAUGGCAAUGAUGUUACCUCUCAAACCAAAUAUUUUUUAUCCUUGACUUCACAGUGGGACCUUCUAGCUAUUCCAUGAAACCAAGCUCAGAAAAGCUUUAA